Lycium ferocissimum is the source of this 471-nucleotide messenger RNA. RefSeq lists its product as uncharacterized. The transcript has a single exon. Lineage: Eukaryota; Viridiplantae; Streptophyta; Magnoliopsida; Solanales; Solanaceae. The record is from RefSeq and is a predicted model, not a curated record. Bases 1 to 471 code for a protein of 156 amino acids.
AUGUGUGAGUAUCAUGGAAAUGAUGGUCAUAGGACUGAGGAUUGUCGCCAAUUGAGAGAAGAGGUGGAUCGGCUGUUGAAAAACGGUCACCUUCGUGAAUUCCUGAGUGACCGAGCCAAAGGACACUACAAAAGCAGGGAAAAUCACAAACAGGUCGAGCCUAUGGAGCCACAACACGUGAUCAAUAUGAUAAUCGGAGGAAUCGGAGGAACGAAUAUGCCACGAGGACCGAUGAUGAAGAGUACAAAGGUUUCAAUUGUUCGAGAGAAACAAACCAGGGAUUAUGUGCCCAAGGGAGCUAUUUCAUUCAACGAUGAGGAUGCAGAAGGCAUCAUUCAACCACACAAUGAUGCGUUGGUAAUUUCUACCCUUACUUUUAAAUCUCAAGUUAAACAUAUUUUGAUUGAUCCAGGUAGUUCAGCCAAUAUUAUCCGAUCGAGAGUGGUAGAACAACUGGGGCUAUUGGACUAA